GUAGGCGGCGAAAAUGAACAUAGUCACAAACGAAGCCAGGUGAACAUCGCAGGCAGAAAAACGGUGGAAACAGAGCGCAUCAUGGCUUGAGAUGGAAGUCCAUUCUUCUUCUUCAGGGCAAUAAAAAAGUGAUGGCGAGGCCAGUCAUAGAGUUUGAGUUGAUUGAUAGUGAGGAGAUGGCGGCAAUAGAGCUAGCUAUGGCGCCAUUUGACAAGCUGGCUGUGUCAUCGUCUUACCACUCCCAGAAGAAGAAGUGUGAGAAAGGGGGGGAGGCCUUCGUGCCGCGGGCAUGCAUGGAUUCGAGUUCCAGCCCUUGGAUGAUGACCCCAAAAAAAGCGUCAUCGCCAGCAGUUGGAUCUGCAGGAAGAAGGCAAAGUAUGGGGGGAGCCGUGAUGGAGAGAGAGGUGGUGGUGGGGGAGGUGGUGCUAGGUAAGGCUCUGCAGCGGGCUCACCAUCUGUCUCUUUCCCCACGUUCCAGAGAGGGGAGGGAGGGCACGGAGAGAGAGAAUUACCGACAAGUCAGUAGCACAUGCAUUGGGUCUGGCUAUGGUGGAGGGAACUUGCAGGAAGAAGACAAAGGUAGAGGAGGAGGAGGAGGGCGACUUCUCAGAGAAGAAGAAAGAAGCAGGACCAGUAGGAGAGACAGCGAUAGCUAUGGGGGAAGAGGGAGGAUGAUAGAGGAAGAAGAAGGCCAAGAGGGAGAAGGAGGGGAGGAAGACGAAGAAGAAUGGAGGCUUGACAAGCAGGAAAGAAGCAGCACCAGCGUGACAAACCGCCAUAGCCAGGGACCUUCUUCUCCUGGUCACUUGGCAGAAGAGAGGGGGCAAAGGGAAAGGGAAAGUGAAGUGGACGAUCCACGUGUCAGCAGACAAACAUCUACUGUACGUCAGAGAUUGGCAAGUCCUUCUUCAUCAUGGAAAAGUGCUGCAGAUCAUAUUGAUCUUAAGGAUAAGCAAGACGGCUUCAUGAGGAGGGGGAGUGACCGCCAUUGGCCGGGAUCGCCCGGAUUGCUGAAACAGCAGGCUAUGGGGAUGUCUGACGAUGGGAGCAAGGAGAGGGGCAACGAACCUCAUGCGAGCCAUGUUGUCGAGGAGUUCCAAUUACGAUGUGGUCCCGGCGGAACUGUUCCGAGGUCCAGUGGUUAUUCUGGGACUCCCACCUCCCCACAAAAGGCCCGUGUAGCCUUUUUCCGUGGGCAGAGAGGGUCAACCCAUGUACUUUCUGCUAAUACUACUACUGCUCCAGCUCCUUCCGCCGGUGUCGUUUCGGUUACUGCUCCUGGUCCUCCUUCUGGUUCUGGUGCAGGCGCCGGUUCCGGUGAUGUUGCUGGCUCUGGUUUUGGUUUUGGUUCUGGUUCUGGUGCUGGUGCAAGUUCUGGUGCUGGUUCUGGUGCUGGUUCUGGUGCUGGUUUUGGUGCUGGUACUCGUGCCCGUGCUGGUUCUGUUGCAGGUUCUGGUUCUGCUCCUGGUGCUGGUGCAGGUUCUGGUUCUGGUUCUGGUUCUGGUUCUGUUCCUGGUACUGUUGACCAUCAUGAUUACAUGGGAGAAGAAGAAUUCGGCAGUCUGCUGGAACGCAGAAGCUCUUUCUGCAGAUCAGGUGGGAACUGGAUAUGGCAGCAGCAGCGACUGGAAUUUGCGUUGGCAGACGAAAAGUCAACACGAGGGAGGUCAGCGACUGAGGAGACUGAGAGUUUGACCAACUCCAUCGCUCGUUCGGGCAGGGAAUUCGCGAUGAAAUGCAGCGUGGGACCGGUUGACGCGGACCAAGUAGCCCCGGAGUCAACGUUGCCACAUGGCUUUCGUUCUCCUCGCACUCCCCGGAGACAAAAUCAAGACACGGGUGGCGUCCAUGCUCCUCCUGCCAUAGCUUCUGCUUCUUCUUCUCCUUCUCCUUCUGCUGCUGCUGCUUCCGCGGCUGCGAAUGAUAUAGUUGAGGAGGUGGCUCCCAUUCUAUACCCUCCCUCUGUUCCCUGUGAAGGAGAAGAGAGCGGGCUGCUGCCAUUACACAAGAAGCAUCGACGAGUGCUUCCUGCUUGGAUGACUGGUAAUCGGCCAUCUGGCAAGCUCAGUUUCGAUGGUCGGCCAGCCGGCAAGUUGACUUCGGAUAGUCGGUCAGCUGAAAAGUCGACGUUGAGUAAUCGAUCCGCCGAAACGUCAACUCUCGAUGAUCGGUCAGCUGAAAAGUCGACUCUGGAUAAUCGAUCUGCCGAAAAGUCAACUUCGGAUAUCCGGUCCGCCGAAAAGUCAACUUUGGAUAACCGAUCUGCCAAAAAGUCAACUUUGGAUAAUCGAUCUGCCGAAAAGUCAACUUCGGAUAAUCGAUCCGCUGAAAAGUCAACUUUGGAUAACCGAUCCGCCAAAAAGUCAACUUUGGAUAAUCGAUCUGCUGAAAAGUCAACUUCGGAUGAUCGGCCAGCUUCAAAGUCAAAUUCAACUUCUUCGGGGAUGAAUGAUGUGUGGGCACGUGGCCGUGGUAGUCCUGUUUGCACACUCCCAUUCGUUCAGUUUCGAGGCUGGAUCAGCUAUGCUAUGACGACCGAGGAAGUUGAUGCUGCUGUGGAGGAUAUUCUUGCAGGAAGGGGACAAGGUGCAUUGCGAGGCAUUGACAAUGGCAACAAUAAUGGAACUGGGGAUCCCUCUGCUGAUGGGAAGAUGUGCCUGGGAUUCGACAUUGAGUGGAAAGUCAGCUUUGAAAAGGGAGGUGGACCUGGAAAAGCAGCAUUAUUGCAGCUCUGCCCAGAUUCACGGAGAUGCUAUUUGCUUCACAUUGUACAUAGCGGGAUCACCCCAGCGCUUCGGGAGCUUCUGGAAUCACCGUUCAUCUUGAAAUCUGGGGUUGGAUCUCCGGGGGAUGCGUCGAAACUAUGGAGGGACUAUGGAGUCCUUUGUGGAGGCAUAGUGGACUUGGGUGAUCUGGCCAAUCAGAAGCUUUGUAAGAAAGAACGCCAGAGGAGGUGGAGCCUCACAGGGCUUGCCCAAGAGCUGAUGUGUAAGCAGGUCGACAAGGUUCCGGCUGUGCGUGUAAGCAACUGGGAAGCCAUCCCAUUAUCUGAUGCCCAAGUCAAGUAUGCAGCAACCGACGCCUUUGUAUCUCUCGCCUUGUAUCAGAUUCUUCAAUCCCUUCCCGAUCUGCCAUCACCCUCUACGUCGUCACGGCCAUCUCCAUCUCCUUCUUCGCCCUCGUCGAGGCCACGCGGGUCAAACGGAAGAGUCGCGGAGCCGGAGGCGGAAGCAGUGCCGAAUGCCGAACGACAGACACCAGCAAAUCGUACUUCACAACCUUUGCCUUUGCGUCCCAGGAACACGAGAGACUCGUCAGAGUGCUCGCACAUCGGGGAAUUGGGAAGCGGCCCAAGUUCUGCGACAGAAGGGAAAUCUGCUGCCACGGAGGAGUUGUGGUUCGACCAACUGGUUGAGGUAUCCUACCUUCCACACUCCAAACGAGAGACACAUAGAUUGCAUUACGAACAGGGGAUGGGGAUCGAAGAGAUCGCAAAGGAGCGGGGGAUUAAGCAGACGACUGUGGAAAGCUAUCUGGCCGACGCAAUUGUUUCUGGCUAUCCGUUUGCAAGGCACAGAUUAGGUAUCGAUGACAGGGCAAGGAAAGCGGCGGAGAUGGCCCUGCGUGCUGAGCUGGGGAUAGAAGAAGUGAGCGAUGGCGCUGGAAGCAGCGACAAUGGAUCAUCAUGUCAGAAUUCUAACACUCAUAGCCAUGCCACUAGCAGAGCCGGUAGCAGCACCAACGUUCGACGGCAGUGGGAAUUGCCUGGUGUCGAUGAGAAUGUUAUUACCCCAAGAGAAAGGGAAAAGAAAGGAUACUCUGCCGCCGCCGCUGCAUCUGCCUCAGCAGCAGCAGCAGCAGCAGCAACAACUGCAGCAGUUGUCACUGCUGGAGGUCUUCCUGCUGGAACCGUUACUCCAGGAGCAGUUCUGAAUGUGGUGGUUGGGUCAUUCAUUGCGAGGAGCAAUAUGCACAGGGGAGGGCAUUUGUGUGGAGAUGAUGGCAGUGGCAUUGAUAAUGCCCCACAAUCAGAUCCUGAUCCUGGUGCUGAUCCUGGUCAUAAUGGAGUUAAACGCCGAGGUGCAUCAGUGGUGCGGGCCAAUGAACAGCCGGUACCGGUGGAGAUGCCACAGAUACGAUAUGGUGCGGUCCUGGAGAGGCUUCCUGAUGGUCAUAAUGUAACAUAUUCCCAGGUAAGGAUUGUAGCAGCGUGCAUGGCACGGAAGGGGGAGUUAUCAAAGCGCAGGAUUGACUAGUAGUAGUAGUAGUAGUAGUAGUAGUAGUAAUAGUAGCAGUAGUAAAGGAUUAUGAACUUA
Messenger RNA from Chara braunii, 4316 nucleotides. The record is from the annotation of a GenBank genome assembly. NCBI's taxonomy places the organism in Eukaryota, Viridiplantae, Streptophyta, Charophyceae, Charales, Characeae.